UCCAUCUCAGAGAAAAAGCCCCUUCCACUUUCUUCCUGCGUCUAGAGUACUCUACCUUCUUACACCCCCCCAAUCUCUCUUUUCUCCUCGCCUCCCCCUUAUACUUUUUUCCACCUUUUCUUCCCCUUUGAAAUAGUAGAGCCGUACCUUGAGAGCGCGUUGAAGAAUAUUAUUUUCAACCCCACUUCCGUUAUCGAAUUCAUCCUCUCAGCAACAUUUUGUUUGCCACACGGGACCUACUCGGGAUUGUACCGUACUUAUCCGACGAAACGAAGCGAAACGGCCUGUGUUCUGUUUACUACCCACUUGGACCGCUUCAACCUCCCCACCCUUCUCUUCCACCUCACCCCGCCACUCGUCCAUCAUCCCAGGAACAACACAGCAACAGUUCCUUGGAUUACCUCGACCCUAGGCCCUUCUACCUAGUAUUUAGCUAUACUCUUCCGAACCUUUCGACAUGGCUGAAUUCGUCCGCGCUCAGAUCUUUGGAACAACUUUCGAGAUUACAAGCAGAUACACUGAUCUGCAACCCGUGGGCAUGGGUGCCUUUGGUCUCGUCUGCUCCGCCAAAGAUCAGCUGACCACUCAGUCCGUCGCUAUAAAGAAGAUCAUGAAGCCCUUCAGCACGCCGGUUUUGUCCAAGAGAACUUACCGUGAGCUGAAACUGCUCAAGCACUUGCGGCAUGAGAAUGUCAUUAGUCUUAGCGAUAUCUUCAUAUCUCCUCUGGAGGACAUUUACUUCGUCACUGAGCUUCUUGGUACUGAUCUGCACCGAUUAUUAACCUCUCGGCCGUUGGAAAAGCAGUUCAUCCAGUACUUUCUAUACCAGAUUCUGCGCGGACUGAAAUACGUUCAUUCCGCUGGCGUCGUUCAUCGUGACCUGAAACCUAGCAACAUUUUAGUCAACGAGAAUUGUGAUCUCAAAAUCUGCGAUUUCGGUCUUGCUCGGAUUCAGGAUCCCCAGAUGACCGGCUAUGUCUCUACAAGGUACUACCGCGCACCGGAGAUUAUGCUCACAUGGCAAAAGUACGAUGUCGAGGUGGAUAUCUGGAGUGCGGGAUGUAUAUUUGCGGAGAUGCUCGAAGGAAAGCCGCUGUUCCCAGGGAAAGACCACGUCAACCAGUUCUCGAUUAUCACUGAGCUUCUUGGAACUCCCCCUGAUGAUCCUUAUCCCCCCCUUUUUUCCAUUCGUCCAGUCCCUCCCAAAGAGGGAGCGCCAACCUCUUUCCGAGAAAUUCAAAAACGCAGAUCCGCUUGCAAUCGACUUGUUGGAACACAUGCUCCUUUGGCCCACGAAUAUUUGGCACCUUACCAUGAUCCUACGGACGAGCCGGUGGCAGGAGAGAAGUUCGAUUGGUCCUUCAACGAUGCAGACCUGCCCGUUGAUACAUGGAAAAUCAUGAUGUACUCAGAGAUUUUGGAUUAUCACAAUGUAGAUGGGUCCGCUCAGUCAUAGAGUGAUGAGUGGCUAGUUUUGAGAAGUUCGGGUGAUGGGGCCCGCAUUGCCCUUCAAUUCUUCUUUGUGUACUCUUCGGUUUUGGACCUUUAGUGGUUUCAUGUCUAGUUUUCUAUUCCCUUUCGGCGUAUACAACAUGUAUUUCUCUACCAAUUUUUUCAUUGUACCGUGGGCCAGAUUGAAUCUGAGCCUUAGUUAGUUGCAGGUUGUACGAAGAGGGCAGCAUAAGGGCCUCCGAGGGUUGGGGGACGAUGGGGCAUGAGAAAACAAACACCUUUUUCCCCA
Messenger RNA from Tuber melanosporum (Perigord truffle), 1741 nucleotides. RefSeq lists its product as uncharacterized. The transcript has 11 exons. Bases 458 to 1456 code for a protein of 332 amino acids. NCBI's taxonomy places the organism in Eukaryota, Fungi, Ascomycota, Pezizomycetes, Pezizales, Tuberaceae. Gene Ontology annotation, biological process: protein phosphorylation; stress-activated MAPK cascade; cellular response to oxidative stress. Gene Ontology annotation, molecular function: MAP kinase activity; ATP binding. The record is from RefSeq and is a predicted model, not a curated record. Gene Ontology annotation, cellular component: cytoplasm; nucleus.